Molecule: messenger RNA, 1382 nt
Organism: Coccidioides immitis RS
Lineage: Eukaryota; Fungi; Ascomycota; Eurotiomycetes; Onygenales; Onygenaceae
Product: tRNA (guanine-N(7)-)-methyltransferase
Exons: 3
Coding region: 147-1112 (321 amino acids)
Biological process (GO): tRNA methylation; RNA (guanine-N7)-methylation
Cellular component (GO): tRNA methyltransferase complex
Molecular function (GO): tRNA (guanine(46)-N7)-methyltransferase activity
Source: RefSeq, a predicted model, not a curated record
GACACGGCGUACGGAGCACAGGUACUCUCUUUCUAGAGAUUGAAAUAUAUGAUUCUUUAUCAGUCUUCAUUGAUUGAUUUAAAAAGUGGAGAGAAGAAAACAGCAAUUGGACCGCCCGGUUCGAAGUUUUCGCUCUCGAUCCAACGAUGACACCCCCACCUCCGAAGCGCCAAAAGCGCAAUGAAUACCGCGAUGAAGCAAAAGCCCAAGAAUCCGGGGCAAUUCAGAUGCCAAGGAAGAGACUUUACCGACAGCGUGCUCAUGCGAAUCCGUUUUCGGAUCAUCAUUUGAGCUAUCCAAUUAGCCCUGACCACAUGGACUGGUCCGUCCAUUUCCCUGCAUACGUGGACCCGGAUGAGAGUAAGACAAAUUUGGCUGGCUUUCGAAAAUUGUUGAAAGAUGUGGAGGUUGCAGAUAUAGGGUGCGGCUUUGGGGGUUUGCUGGUCGCAUUGGCUCCAGUGAUGCCUGAUACGUUGAUGGUUGGAAUGGAGAUCCGCAUUCAGGUCCUCGAAUACGUGACAGCACGGAUCCAGGCCCUUCGCUCCCAAAGGCCUCCCCCAGAAGCCCCACAAGAGUCCUCUUCACCAGAUAAAAGCGAGUCUCAACUUCAAAAUCAAUCAUCAAUCCAGUCUUCACCUUCAGCUGCUGUGUCCUCCGCGUCAUACCAGAAUAUCUCCGCCAUUCGCUCGAACACGAUGAAAUUCCUCCCCAAUUUCUUCUCGCGCCAUCAACUCUCAUCCAUAUUCAUAUGCUUCCCAGACCCACACUUUAAGGCUCGGAAGCAUAAGGCGCGAAUCGUCUCCACGUCGCUGAAUGCAGAGUAUGCAUACGUGCUAAGACCGGGAGGAAAGUUAUAUACCAUCACCGAUGUUGAGGACUUGCACCUGUGGAUGGUGAGCCACUUUGAGGGAACUGCGGAUGAAGUACCAGGCAAUGAUGCGGCCGGCGUGAGUGAAUUGUGGGAAAGGGUGGAUGACGAAGAACUAGAUAAAGAUGAAUGUGUGAGAAUCAUGAGAGACGAGACCGAAGAGGGGAAGAAGGUGACGAGGAAUGGAGGGCAGAAGUUCGUUGCAGUUUGGCGGAGAAAGGAGGAUCCGGAAUGGACUCCUUAAGUUUUUAUAUCUCUUUGCACCCCAGGUGGCCCCUACCAGAUAUCCACAUGCCAUCUACAUUUUGUGAACUUACUAUAUAUAGAGGUCCGCUCAAGCCUCCUCCAGUUGGAAACUAGAAGAAAAUAUGGCGUCCAAGAGCAGACAUCGUCGUUUUGCAAGCACUAAUAUGUGCUACUUCUACACUCCCUGACGGCAGAUCAAGGGAAAUCUGUAAGAGAUCGAAACGCAGUACCCGAUCCAAGGAACCCCAAUGAACUUGAAUAUCAAAAA